GCAGGAUUGUCACACCACCUCAUUUCAUCGGUGAGUUGGGACAUCUUUUCUUCUGCUACUGAGCCGAACUUCACAACAGAAUCUCCCAAGAUGAAUUGGGUGAAAUUUCUACUUCCACUUGUGGUUUUGACUUUGAGUCUUCCUGGCAACGGUGCACGCGUAGACAUAAUGCAGACAGCAACAGAUACCCCACUAGGACAACAAUCCGACAUGGACCUCCCAAAGGGCUGUAACACCUGCUGUCACGUGAUCGUAGGUCCUCCAGGACCGCCGGGGAUUCCGGGCAUCCCCGGAAUUCCAGGUCAAGGACAGAAGGGGGAGUCUGGUUUGAAGGGGGAGAUUGGAGAGACAGGACCAGCUGGGGAGAAAGGAGAUCGGGGACCUCCAGGAAAGCUUGGUCCUAAAGGAGCUCCUGGCGUCGGUCUUCCAGGAGAGGUCGGAGCAACCGGAGACCGUGGCAGCAGAGGUGCUCCUGGGGUAAAUGGGGCUAAAGGUGCCCCAGGAGUUGGAGAGACGGGAGCAAGAGGGCCGGUAGGACCUACGGGGGAUCAAGGAGCAACUGGUGGCAGAGGGCCUCAAGGAGUUAUUGGACCUGAGGGGAAACGUGGGCCGCAAGGACCUCCAGGAUCACAAGGAACUAAAGGUGAUAGAGGUACCCUAGGACCUAGGGGCUCAAAGGGCGACCGUGGCGUAUCAGGACCUGCAGGACCUAAAGGGGCAAUGGGUGGGAGAGGCUCUACGGGUGCUACAGGACCUAAGGGAGAUCGUGGGAUGACAGGACCUAAAGGGGCAACAGGUGGGAGAGGAUCUACAGGAGCUACAGGACCUAAGGGCGGCCGUGGGGCGACAGGACCUGCAGGACCUAAAGGGGCAACGGGUGGGAGAGGCUCUACGGGAGCUACAGGACCUAAGGGAGAUCGUGGGACGACAGGAACUAAAGGGGCAACAGGUGGGAGAGGAUCUACAGGAGCUACAGGACCUAAGGGCGGCCGUGGGGCGACAGGACCUGCAGGACCUAAAGGGGCAAUGGGUGGGAGAGGCUCUACAGGAGCUCCAGGACCUAAGGGCGGCCGUGGGGCGUUAGGACCUGCAGGACCUAAAGGGGCAACGGGUGGGAGAGGCUCUACGGGAGCUACAGGACCUAAGGGAGAUCGUGGGACGACAGGAGCUAGAGGGGCGACUGGUGGGAGAGGCUCUACAGGAGCUCCAGGACCUAAGGGAGAUCGUGCGAUGAUAGGACCUAUAGGACUUAAAGGGGCAAAGGGUGGGAGAGGUUCUACAGGCCCAAAGGGGAAUCGUGGGGCAACAGGACCUAAAGGAGCCACUGGCAGUGCAGGUCCUGAAGGAAUGAGAGGUCAAAAAGGGGAGAAUGGGCAUCGUUUCUUCAGGCAUGGGGGUUCAGACCCAUGUGAAUAUUGUUAAUUUCAACAUUUAACAGGAUCAUUUCCUCCAACAAUGCUCACCUCACCACAUAGGGAUCAAUGUCACCCAUUAUUAAACAUUUUUUAACAAACUCACCAUUCUGGGGGAUACUAAUGCUUUAUGCUACUAUUUUUAUGACAUAGGAAAAUUUUGAUAAAAACAACAAACCUCUAUCCUCACAAUAUAAUACCGAAGACCAAAAUACCACGGUUCCGUAAAGUUCGCGCAUGUGCCGGGCAUUCACGCGCAACUGCGUGUCAGUUCUUGAUGUCGGUGACGACACAUACCCAUCUACUCCUGGUUGGAGAGAAGCAAUUGAUUAAUUUCAAGUUGACACUGAAAACCGGGGGGCCUUAGUGCGGUCUUUGAGUGGAUUAACAAAAAGAAAAGGUCCCCAACAGCAUAGCACUGACAGACGUGGUCUCAAUUCCAAUUUUGAAAUUAUUCAGUUAGUGUAAAGCGUCCAGCCUAGGGACAUGAGUGCGCCAAACUAUACUCACAAUGUG
This is a messenger RNA of Patiria miniata (bat star), 1928 nucleotides long. Its product is annotated as collagen alpha-1(I) chain-like. The record is from RefSeq and is a predicted model, not a curated record. NCBI's taxonomy places the organism in Eukaryota, Metazoa, Echinodermata, Asteroidea, Valvatida, Asterinidae. The transcript has 2 exons. The coding region runs from base 91 to 1422 and encodes 443 amino acids.